GCGUGUACAACUGGCGUGUGCGCUUCUCUCUCGUCAGUUACCCGCUGUUUGAAUGCGAUGAGAUGUCUUCACGCAUCCCGUGUGCCGUAACGAAGGACGGGGUUUUCCAUUUGCGCGGUUUGGACUUCAGCUAAAGGGCUAAUUAACGGACGUACCAGCUUUCCAUUGUCCCUCUUUUUGGCUGCAUGAGCGGCUCGUGGAGGACUGACAGGCGGCUUUUUGUGUGUGUAUGUGUGGCAUGUGAUAAUACUGACAAGAGACUGAGGCGUGUUCAUAUUUCACGGAUGUUACCGGGAGAGGAAGAGAGUGAAGAGGAGGCUUUCUUUAUGUCCGUGGAUGUGACUUUAUCAGGGCUCAGCAGGACAUGACGGAGGAGCGCUGCCGGUGGAUUUAGUGGUGCUCUUGCUAGCUGUUGCAUGGCAAAAUGAACAAUGACUCUGGAGCUUAAUAGUUGUGUGUGCUCGCUGUUGUGCGAAUGUCUUUUUUUUUAAAAACGAGCAGACAGUGCACUCAUUUUAAUCUUUUGUGAAGUAAAGGCUAACGUUGGACACAUUGAAACGGGCAGGGAGUAACAUUUCAGGCGCGGCCAGGCAAGCAACAAAGCGGAUUACUCUUGUGUGUUUGCCUUUGUGUCAGUUGACUGUAUAAAGUUGAAACCGCACUCGCAGGACAAACAGCCGGUCCUUUUUGCAGUAUCAUUUUUAUGUUAUUGUCUUGGAAGAGAGACAGUACGUGACGUGUGGGACCACAGGUUGUCUGUGAGACUGCAAACUGACUGAAAACAGAGUAACAGGGACAACGAUGGCGAACGACUCUAUACAAAGUGACCCAGAUGGGCUGUCGGUUCUGGAGCAGCUUGGUCUGGACCAGAACUCGGACUUCUCUGACUCCAGUGUGCAGCAGCUUCUGGACGAGCAGCGCGAAAGGAUCCGCAGGGAGAUCCGUAAGGAGCUGAAAAUCAAGGAGGGAGCUGAGAACCUGCGCAGGGCGACGACCGAUAAGAGGAACGCCCAGCAGGUGGACAGCCAGUUACGGUCUUCUAACCGCAGGCUGGACAACCUGCAUGCUCAGCUGCAAGAACUGGACGCCCACAUUGUUGUGAAGGGAGGAGAGGAGAAUAAAGAUGAGUGUCCUCAGUCUCCAGGGGCCGAGAGUCGUACGUCAGCCCACAAGGAACGCAUUGCUGCCCUGGAGAGACAGCUCAACAUCGAGCUCAAAGUCAAACAGGGAGUUGAAAACAUGAUCCCCAUCUAUGCCAAUGGAUCCACCAAGGAUAAGAAGAUGCUGCAAACCGCCCAGCAGAUGCUGCAGGACAGUAAGACCAAAAUUGACAUCAUCCGCAUGCAAAUCCGCAAGGCUGUGCAGGCCACCGAGCACAAUGAUGACACACAGGGUAACCAGGACCUCUGUGGGGUGGAGCUGCGUAUUGAAGAGCUGAGGCAUCACUACAGGGUAGAACAUGCUGUCGCCGAGGGGGCCAAAAAUGUGCUCAGGCUCCUGGGGGCCAGCAAGGUCCUGGACAAGAAAGCCAUGUCUGAGGCGCAGUCUCGUCUGAGCGAGGCGUCUCAGCGGUUAGACCUGCUGAGGGACUCUCUUGACCAACGUGUGGCAGAGCUGCCGGAGGACCAUCCAAAGGCCAUCGUCAUCAAAGAAGAGCUGGUCCUGGCCUCCUCUCCUGCCUUCAGCUCUCGCCAUGGCGCCCCCUACCACCACAACCAGUACAGCACCCUCAACAAGCCCUCACCUCUCACAGGUACCUUACAGGUGCAGCUGCUAGGCUGUGUGGGGUUGUUGGAGGUGGUCCCAGGUCGCAAUAAAGGGACAGCUGUCAUGCUGCCCUGCUACAGCCCCGGAGACACCAGGUCCUUCAUGAGAGGCAGCAAGGGACUCUACGGACGGAGCGGCUCAGUCAGCGGCAAGACACCCAGCAAGACAGAAGAGCUCUCAUCUGAGGUGAGUGCUGUGCUGAAGCUGGAUAACACAGUGGUGGGACAGACAGCUUGGAGGACUGUGGGUGAACAGGCUUGGGACCAGACCUUCACUGUGGAGCUGGAAAGGUCGAGGGAGAUGGAGAUUGCAGUUUACUGGAAGGACUACCGGUCGUUGUGUGCUGUGAAGUACCUGAAGUUGGAGGAGUUCCUGGACAACCAGAAACACAGAGUUCAGCUGGAGCUGGAGCCUCAGGGCCUGCUGUUGGCCGAGGUGACCUUCUUCAACCCGGUCAUUGAGAGAGCUCCUCGCCUCCAGAGGCAGAAGAAGGUCUUUUCUAAGCAGCAAGGCAAGGCAUUCCUGCGCGCUCGUCAGAUGAACGUGGACAUCGGGACGUGGGUGAGGCUUCUUCGAAACGCCAUUCCAACCGUAAACAACUCAGGAACCUACAGUCCCAGUGCACACAGCCUCCCAGCGCUCAGCUCUGGGGAGGUCUCGGUGGAGAAGUUGAGUCUGGACAGCGACUCUCCGAUAAGAGGCGAUUACAAGAAAGACAUGGACACACACACCCCGGACCGACUGCCAGUCAUCGAGCCCUUCUCCCCCCCAGACCUCACCCCCGAGUGCCCUGUCCGAACCCCGUCUGUUAGCAGUAAGCAGAGGAAAGGUCCUCUGUCUCUCCAAGACUUCAGGCUGAUCGCUGUGUUGGGCAGGGGACACUUUGGGAAGGUGUUGCUGUCAGAAUACAAAAAGACAGGCACAAUGUACGCCAUCAAAGCCCUGAAGAAAGGGGAUAUCGUAGCCCGGGAUGAGGUGGAAAGUCUGAUGUGCGAGAAGCGUAUCUUUGAGAUUGUGAACAUGUCACACCAUCCCUUCCUGGUCAACCUGUUUGCGUGCUUCCAGACUCCAGAGCAUGUGUGUUUUGUUAUGGAGUACACAGCAGGCGGCGACCUGAUGAUGCACAUCCACGCAGACGUCUUCACAGAGCCACGGGCCGUGUUUUAUGCAGCCUGCGUAGUUCUUGGACUCCAGUUCCUUCAUGACCAUAAGAUUGUAUACAGAGACCUCAAGCUCGACAACCUGCUGCUAGACACAGAUGGUUAUGUGAAGAUCGCUGACUUUGGACUGUGUAAAGAAGGAAUGGGCUUCGGGGACCGGACCAGCACUUUCUGUGGGACUCCAGAGUUUUUGGCCCCAGAGGUACUAACGGAUACAUCCUACACCAGGGCAGUAGACUGGUGGGGACUGGGGGUCCUCAUAUAUGAAAUGUUGGUGGGAGAGUCUCCAUUCCCUGGGGAUGAUGAAGAGGAGGUGUUUGACAGCAUUGUGAAUGAUGAAGUCCGCUAUCCUCGCUUCCUGUCCACUGAGGCUAUCGGCAUCAUGAGAAGGCUGUUGAGGAGGAACCCGGAGAGAAGACUGGGCUCUGGUGAAAAGGAUGCAGAGGAGGUGAAGAAGCAGCCGUUUUUCAGAAAUGUGGACUGGGAGGCAUUGCUGCAAAGGAGGGCGCCCCCUCCCUUCGUCCCCUCCAUUGGCGGCAAGGAAGAUGUCAGCAACUUUGACGAGGAGUUCACGACUGAAGCUCCGACGCUCACACCCCCACGGGAGCCUCGCGUGCUCUCCCGCAAAGACCAGGACAGCUUCCGGGACUUUGAUUACGUCUCUGACCUCUGCUAGUGGACUGGGGGCUCCCAGACCUCAAGGAAUGUUUGAUUUUGGCGGUUUUGGCGGAGUGGACUGUCCGCUGACUGUUUGUAUGCCGUUAAUUACACUGUGAAUGAAUGCAGAGAGACCGGAGGCAGUCGGUCUGUGUUUUGUGGGGUUUUAAAGAUCGAGGACUAAGAAGAAAAAAAAAGAAGCCGGGACGGAUAGCUGAUGGGGUAAAAUGUUUUAUCACAAACGAAGUCCCGCUCUUCAAUCAUUGUACAACACAUCAGUGACUUGUGUAUCUUGCAAACAUUAGCCUUUAAAAAGCGUCCUCCCGUCCUCGUAUGUGUCGUUGUGUAGUCGCCUGAGAGGAGGAGCUUGCUGUCUCUUCAUACUGUUGACUGUUUGGGGGUUGCUUUACAGCCUCUCAUACCAAUGCCUUACAUUUGUACUUGUAAUAGUUUCACAGAAAAGCAUUUUGUUUUUAUUUUGUGGCCCUUUGUAAACAGCAGAAGUAAGAUCCUCGUGCUGCAUAAACAUUCUUAAUUGUUCUUUUUUUUUUUUUUUAAAGAGGAUUUGCUUGUGGGAGAGGAAAUAGUGCCGUUCAGAAUGAAUUUGUUCUCACAGCUUUCCCAGUAGUCGUAUGAUGAGCUUCAGUCUUGUUGACCGACGCUAGGUGAACUAACUAUGGGGUAAAGAACCACUUUUACCAACUACUUUUUUAACAUUUGUGCUGCAUGAAUUUUAAUGUCUGACAAAUGUUACAAUAAUUAAGUACCCACCGCACACUUUGUUUUAAUUGGAUAUUUGGGUAUUAUACUUAAUUUGAUAUAAACAUAUGUAGCAGACACAGAACUACAACCACCAGCAUAAAAGCUAUGUGGCAAGUAGGUUAUAUCAGUUUUUUUUAAUUGGAGAAAAAAAAAAACAUCUGAACACUAAAACUUGAUGUACAAGUACCAGACUGUCCUCCAGUUAUCUACAUGCUAUCAGAGUUUUGUGAACAUGAAGUAAGUAAUUUCCCUCCAAAACCGUUAUAUCUGACUCCUCAAACACUAAAAAAUGUUGUUUUAGCAUCAGUUUUAAGAACUUCAGCCACCAGUUUUAAAAACUGUCCGUUGGGGUCAUCGCAGGGUUUGGUUUCCAUCACAGUGAUAAAAUCAUCUUUGUUUCAGCCGAAACCGAAUGAUAUCUUAAUGAUUUUGGAAAAUCUGGGUGGCAGUCCAAGCACAACAAACCUCAUUAGCCACUUUUCCACAGUAAAGCCAAUGAGGGCUUGAUGCAGUGAGUGCUGCCUCAGAUCCCAGCUAACAAGUUCUCUUGGUAAUAUGUUUCUAAAUAAACAAUAUCCUUUGAAGGAAACCAAAUAAUAAAUGUUGGAAAACAUGAGCCAGAGGUAUAAACGCCUAUAAUACGAUUUCUGAGUAGAGGAGAGGUUUGUUGUGAAGCUGUAUGUAUGAUGGUGUGGAUUUUACUUAUCUUGUGUAUGACAGUACAAAACCAUGUGAGUAUGAGAUGACUUAUUUUAUAAAGAAAACCUGAAGUGAAUAUAA
This is a messenger RNA of Micropterus salmoides (largemouth bass), 5126 nucleotides long. It is a transcript of the gene pkn1a, whose product is annotated as protein kinase N1a. Gene Ontology annotation, biological process: signal transduction; protein phosphorylation. Gene Ontology annotation, molecular function: ATP binding; protein serine/threonine kinase activity; small GTPase binding. The record is from RefSeq and is a predicted model, not a curated record. NCBI's taxonomy places the organism in Eukaryota, Metazoa, Chordata, Actinopteri, Centrarchiformes, Centrarchidae. The coding region runs from base 802 to 3603 and encodes 933 amino acids. The transcript has 23 exons.